Triticum aestivum (bread wheat) is the source of this 3310-nucleotide messenger RNA. RefSeq lists its product as uncharacterized. The record is from RefSeq and is a predicted model, not a curated record. The transcript is spliced from 2 exons. Lineage: Eukaryota; Viridiplantae; Streptophyta; Magnoliopsida; Poales; Poaceae. Gene Ontology annotation, molecular function: protein binding. The coding region runs from base 72 to 3158 and encodes 1028 amino acids.
AUAUCGACCGGGUUCCAAACAAAUCCGCGACCUGAUCAAUUCUCAACUUCCGAGCAAAGGAUCAAUUCAAGAUGGCAACACUGCGUCGCGACGGCGGCGGCGACGACCGUCUGAGCGCCCUCCCGGACGCCACGCUCACGCACAUCCUCUCGUACCUCCCCACCGACCAGGCCGUCCGCACCAGCACGCUCUCCCGCCGUUGGCUCCACGUAUUCACCGCCGUCCCCGUCGUCGAUCUCGCCGCUCCGCCUCGACUACCCUGCCGCGUCGACGACACGGUCAACAGGGUGCUCCUCAGCCGCGACGGCGCCGCCCCCAUCCGCUCCUUCCGCGUCGUCGGCUUCCGGAACACCCCCUCAGGUACCCUCAUCUACCAGUGGAUCGCCGCCGCCUUAUUCGGCGGAGCGGAGACGAUCGAGUUCGACCUACCAACACCGGACGCAGACAUCUGUCCGACUCCGUGGAACGGCGGUGACAGCAGAGCGUCGGUUUUCCGGAGCCGAAACUUGUGCACCAUGCCACGCAACCUGUUCAGCAGCAGCGGCGCCGCCGCGCUACGCCACCUGCGGCUUGGCAACUGCAAGCUCGAUCUGCCGGAGGAUGAACGCUCGCUCUCCCUCGGCUCGCUGGAGACGCUCUCGCUCCGGCGGAUCAACGCACCAGAGCACACGCUGCAGCGCCUCAUCUCCGGCUGCCCUCGCCUCGCCGAGCUGACCCUGGACGAGUGCCCCACGGUGAGGCGCAUCUCGGUGGUGCUCCUCCUGCUCCGGACCUUCACAAUCCGCUGCUGCCACAGAGCCACCCGCGUCUUCGUCGACGCGCCGUCGCUGCGAUCGCUCUCGUACAAAGGCAGCAUGCCGACCGUGCUAUCGUUACCAAACUGGGGAGGAAUCGAGACGCUGUCCAUGGACGUCUGCGAGACGGUCGACGCCGAGGACUCGGACAAGAUCCGGCGAAUGAGGCAGUUCGUGGACAGAUUCCCCAACCUGACCUCCCUCCGCCUGUCCUCGCAGCGUGAACCUCCCUUCUUCGUCUGGCACCGCGGGCCGCUGCCGGGGCUCACACAGCUGGAGCUGACAGGCCCCUUCCGGAACCGCGGCCACAUCGCCGCUGUCGCCGACAUCCUCGACAGCACGACCAACCUCGAGGUUCUGACGCUGGUUAUUGACCAGCCUCGGGCUGUCCAAGCAUCAACCUGCAGAAUCAAAGUGCCCAGGGAUGUGCGGUCUUGUGCCAUCGAGUGCUUCCGUCGGACCUUGAGGAGGAUCCACCUCGUCAAGUAUGGCGGAAACGCCACGCAGAGACGGCUCGCCAAGUUCCUGCUGGCAAAGGCCGUGUGCGCCGACGAGCUGCGUGUUACGUUUUCUGCGAGCGUCGUCGAAGGAUCUGAAUUCCAAACUUUGCUCAUGAAUGAGAUGGUGGCAUGGCGGCAUAACCCAAGGACAAGGAUAAUCUUUACGUUUCAGCGCAGGCGACAACAUCGAACAUAUAUAGCCUUUCCCAAGAUAUAUUACCAAAUUCAAUUCAUCGUAAACAACCGAUCUACUAAUACAUACAUUAGCCCUAACAUAGCAGGCAGCCGCCGGUCCACAGUCGAUCACGUCAUGGAUACCAAGAGGAGACGGCCCGAACGCGAUCGCCUCAGCGACCUCCCCGACGACAUCAUCGGCCACGUCCUCUCCUUCCUCCCAUCCCAAGAGGCCGCCCGCGCCGCCAUCCUCUCCCGCCGCUGGCGCGGCGCCUUUGCCAACGUCCACACCAUCUCCUUCCAGCAGGCGCCGAGCGACCACGAAUCCUCCGACGACGAUUCGGACGGUGACGAUGAUGUCCCCCGCAGCCCGAACAGGCGGCUCGUCGACUGGAUCAACAACGCGCUGUUGAUCCGGAGACGCUGCGGCGGCAGGGACGCACAGCUGCGCAGCCUCUGCGUGGAGAUGUGCCGGUACGAUCCGCGGGACUCUUGCUCGGUGCACGACUGGGUCACCUACGCCCUUGGCCAUGGCGUCGAGGAGCUCCAACUCGAACUUCGCAGGCGCGGGGACCGCAGCCACAUCUGCCAAAGCGAUAAUUCGUCAGACUCUUCAGAUUGUGAAUCAGACUAUUCAGAUUCUUCAUCAGGCUUUUAUGAUUCAUCAGAAUCAGAUUCGGCCGACAGCAGCAGCGUCAGCGGCUACGAAUCAUCUGACGAUGGUGCCAACGUCGGCGGCGAUCGUGCUUUUCCGGCAAGGCUCUAUGCGUGCGCUAGCCUGCGAGCACUGCACCUCUCCUCCUGCUGGACGCUCGAACUGCCAUCCACCGUCCAUCUCCCGUCCCUGGAGACACUGGCUCUCAGCAACAUCAGUUACGCGAGUUCUGGGGGAGACAUCCAGCGGCUGAUCUCCGGCUGCCCGCGCCUCGCCGACCUGACGCUCGAAGCCUGCGACAGGAUCACCAACAUCACCAUGCCGCCAGAAACGCGCCUCCGGAGCUUCGCCUUGCGCUGCUGCCAACGCUUCCGUGGCAUCACCCUGGACUUGUCGGAGACACGAGAGUUCGAGUACAGAGGCCGGCAGCCCGACGCUUCUCAGUUCACGCUCGUCGGCGGCGCGCCAACAAGAAUUGUUUCAGCCAAGAUUCACGUAUGCGGCAGGAGGAUCGACCUUGAGAGGCUCCGAGAGUUCCUUCUCCUGUUUGCGAACGCCGCGCACCUCCAACUCGGAUGGCCCGACAAGCAGUCCCGAUCCGACUACGAUGAUUUCUUCGCUCAGUUCCCUCUGUUCCACAACGUCACGAGGCUCGAGCUGGCAAGCCGUUGCAAGCAUCAGGGUGUCGUCCUCACGGUGGCCGGGAUCCUGCAGCAGACGCCAAACCUGACCGUUCUGUCGCUCAACCUCGGCGACGACAGGAACAGAGUCCUCCUGGAUGACCAGGACGUCGCUGUGGAUGUGCCGAAGGUGCCGGUGCCGUGCUUGGGGGAGAGGCUGAGGGAGGUGAGCGUGGAGCAGUACGAGGGGGCCAACGUGCAGAGGAAGCUGCUCCAUUGGUUGCUUACCGGCGCGCUGGUCGUCGAGUCUGUACGCGUCGUGUUUGCCAAGGGGGGAUACUCGGUGCUCGAUGAGUUGACGACCGAAAUCAAACAUUGGGCCGCGAAUCCGGCUGCCAUAGUUUCAUUUUUGUGACCAUAUAUAUGUUCCAUUAACUUUUUCUUCAAUUUCUUGGUUUGUGUUGCAAACGGAAUUUCUACUUCUAUAGUGUGUAAAGCCUAAUUAAUGGCAGGGUUAAACUAAAUAUAUAUACGGCAGAAGCUAUGGUAUAGUUUUGCUCAGCUUUU